AUGCAGAUCUUCGUGAAAACCCUAACGGGGAAGACGAUCACUCUCGAGGUCGAAUCUUCCGAUACCAUCGACAAUGUCAAGGCGAAGAUCCAGGACAAGGAAGGAAUCCCACCGGACCAGCAGCGAUUGAUUUUCGCCGGAAAGCAGCUCGAAGACGGACGUACCCUCGCCGACUACAACAUCCAGAAGGAAUCGACGCUUCACCUUGUCCUUCGUCUCCGUGGUGGUGCUAAGAAGAGGAAGAAGAAGACUUACACCAAACCUAAGAAGAUCAAGCACAAGCAUAAGAAGGUCAAGCUCGCUGUUCUUCAGUUCUACAAGGUUGAUGGAUCUGGAAAAGUUCAGAGGUUGAGGAAGGAGUGCCCUAACGCGACUUGUGGUGCUGGGACUUUCAUGGCGAGUCAUUUCGAUCGUCAUUACUGUGGUAAGUGUGGUCUCACUUACGUUUACCAGAAAGAAGGAGGCGAGGAAUAA
Messenger RNA from Arabis nemorensis, 474 nucleotides. The record is from the annotation of a GenBank genome assembly. Lineage: Eukaryota; Viridiplantae; Streptophyta; Magnoliopsida; Brassicales; Brassicaceae.